Messenger RNA from Melitaea cinxia (Glanville fritillary), 2767 nucleotides. RefSeq names its product cyclin-dependent kinase 14 (gene Eip63E). NCBI's taxonomy places the organism in Eukaryota, Metazoa, Arthropoda, Insecta, Lepidoptera, Nymphalidae. The transcript has 11 exons. The record is from RefSeq and is a predicted model, not a curated record. The coding region runs from base 145 to 1644 and encodes 499 amino acids. Gene Ontology annotation, molecular function: ATP binding; cyclin binding; cyclin-dependent protein serine/threonine kinase activity. Gene Ontology annotation, cellular component: nucleus; cytosol; cytoplasm. Gene Ontology annotation, biological process: protein phosphorylation.
ACAAUCGGAAUGUGGAAUGGCCGACGCGUUUCGCAUUAUGUGCGAAUCUAUUGUGUUAUUAUACUAAUUGUUAGAUAAUAAUAUGCUAUAUUGUACUAACCAAAAUAGUUUUAAGUAACACAAUUUUUUGUGGAGACUAAAACGAUGUACUGUGCGAGUGAUAAAACUAUACCCGGAGUGUCAUCCUCACAGUCUUCGAAGAAUGUCAAAGAUGGCGUGACAAUGAGAGAAAAAAGGGGAGGCGCUAUGAGCAAAAUGCAAAAACUCAGAAAACGCUUGUCCCUGAGCUUCGGUAGAUUAUCAACAAAAGACGAGUCAGAAGUUGAAGGGGAGUGUCGAGGUCGACAAAACGGUGGCAGCGGCGCGCGCGGUAAACUACCCUAUAACGGAUAUUCGGAAGAGUGUCUCGAUCGACUAGAGCCCAACGGCAACAUACCUAAUGAUAAGGACUCCCAUUAUGAGUGGAGCGGCGGCGGCAACGGCGAGUAUCGUGUUCGGAGGCAGUUGUCAGUUUCGUCGGACUCAAAACUCCUAGACGAGGGGGCGAGGGAGGACGCGAGGGUCGUGAUGAGGCCCAAGCGACCGCCCAGGCCCAAGUCUGAGGCCUUUCUAGGCCCUCACGACCAUUCGAAUCGACGCACCAAGCGGUUUAGUGCCUUCGGGGGUGACUCUCCCUUCGGAAAAUCAGAGGCGUACAUUAAACUGGAGCAGCUUGGUGAAGGCUCCUACGCUACAGUAUAUAAGGGAUAUAGCAAUUUAACACAGCAAGUAGUGGCUUUAAAAGAGAUCAGACUGCAAGAAGAGGAGGGAGCGCCGUUCACGGCGAUACGAGAGGCGUCUCUGCUCAAAGAACUGAAGCACGCCAACAUCGUCACGUUACAUGACAUCGUUCACACGAGGGAGACGUUGACGUUCGUGUUUGAGUUUGUGGACACAGACUUAUCGCAAUACAUGGAAAUGCACCCUGGUGGUCUCAACCGGCAUAAUGUCAGACUGUUUAUGUUCCAAUUACUACGAGGACUCGCCUACUGCCACCGGAGAAGAGUUUUACACAGGGAUGUGAAGCCACAGAAUUUAUUAAUAAGCUCUCACGGUGAACUGAAGUUAGCUGACUUCGGUCUAGCGCGUGCGAAAUCUGUUCCUAGCCACACGUACUCACACGAAGUUGUCACGCUAUGGUACAGGCCGCCAGAUGUCCUGCUCGGAAGUACAGAGUAUUCAACGUCGUUGGAUAUGUGGGGUGUCGGCUGUAUAUUUGUGGAGAUGCUCUGCGGCGUACCGGCAUUUCCAGGAGUCAGAGACACCAACGACCAACUCGACAAAAUUUUUAAGGUGGUGGGCACGCCGACGGAGGACAGCUGGAGCGGCGUGUCGCGGCUGCCGGGGCUGCGCGCGCACGCGGGCCGCUGGGGCGCGUGCCCGGCGCGGCCGCUGGCCGCCGCCUUCCCGCGCCUGCGCGACGCCGGCCGCGACGCGCAGCGCCUGGCCGCCGCGCUGCUGCAGCCCGACCCCGCGCGCCGCGCGCCCGCGCCCGCCGCGCUCGCGCACGACUACUUCGCGCCGCUGCCGCCGCGCCUGCUGCGCCUGCCCGACGAGGUGUCGAUCUUUACGGUGGAGGGCGUGAGCCUUCACCCCGAGGAAUAAUCCCACCGCAGUAUCUACUCUUGUUCCUGUCCGAGCGGGACGUUAUUAGUUAGUACCUAUCAAUUCCUAUAGUUUUAAUCAACGGUCGGAACAUGGUUCACUCGUUUCGACGGACCAACGUUUCGUGAUAGUCCAAGAUCCCCUCUCCUAGUGUAAUUUCGAUGGGGUUAUAUCUUAGCCCGUGUCGAACUCUCUAUCCAUCCGUCGAUCGCUUCGGCUCUAAGCCGUAGUUCAAGGUGAGCGACAAACUUGAUAAAGCGACAAAACGCGACGAGAAACUGAAAUAUUGAUAAGUUAUAAUAUAUUCUGUAUUCAACACCAGAAAGAAAAAUUAUGAAACAAGAUAAAGUACAAAAGGCUGCUUUGUCGCAUAAAACGAUUUCUUCCAGGCAACCUUGGAUGAAAACUUCAAAAUAAAAAUUUUGUAGGUGUACUGAAACAAUAUUCAUUUUAUCUCCGGUAUCGUCUACAUUGGUAUCUUAAUUUGUUAACGACUUUCAGUAUAAGUUCGCUGGCCGUUCAUUUUUGUAGAAUUUUAAUUCUAGGUCAAAAGCAUAUCUUAAGUAAAAAUUUAAAAAGUUGUCAUACGAGGACGUGUAUUUUUUUGGUGUAUCGCUCAAGCAAGUCUGACUCACAUUCGGUCGACUGUUUACACUAUAAGACAACGUCGAAUGCGUCUCAUGGUUCUCUGUUGUCUAUUAUUAUCAUGAUUAAAAUAAACCAAUGUCGCAUCAGAACAUGUAGAACAUUCAGGGCCGGAUUUAGAGGUCUGGAGGACUUUGACAGAGGAGUAAAAGGGGGACAAAGGAGUAGAGCCCGCCUCUCAAAUUAUUUACUUAAUAAAAUGAACAAUUUUCUUCCAAGAGUUUUUUUUCAUAAUCGAUGAAUCGGUCCACUGCUGGACAUGGCCUCCACAAGUUCACGCCAAAAAUGUCGUGAACUCAUGUGUUUUGCCCAUAGUCACUACGCUGGGCAGGCGGGGUGGUAUUUAAGAACAAUAUAAUCAUGUUUAUACUAAGUACUAUAAGUGAAGGUAAAUCAGUGAAAAAAGUUUAAAAGGAAAAGUUUGUUAUAAACUCGGCAGAAUUAAAAAAAAAAAGAUUUUCUUUCUUUUGGUUAGGCC